AUGAGGAACAUGCUGACUGUAAAACGGCCUUCGCCAACCACGGUGCUAUACAAAGUAUCAACUCGCUCAGCAAACAACACAGUCCCAGCACGAGUCCGCCGCACCCUGAUCGGACUAGUCAGGAUACUAAUAGGCCUGACUCUUCUCUGCAUCCUCAUCGCGAAAGCACAUGAAUUUGCGACUCCACGUUGGAAGGUCCAUACAGACUAUGCUUCUACUUUUCUACCUCCAGCGCUGACGGAAUUGGCUACAACUUCUGCAUCUCGUAUCCCCUGGCUCUACUUGGCUCCCAUCAGUUUGGCAAUUUUUUCUGUCAUCUUUCGCAAAGGCUAUACUACAGAGUCUCUUCUUGUGAUUCGUGGUAUGGGCGUGCAGACAACGACGAGCAGCCCGACAUAUCUUAGUACUGCAACUACGAGGUUCAUUCCCACCAACAUGAUUCAGGAUAUCUUUGUCUACGAAGCUUUCAAAGGAUUUGAGGUUAGAUUCUAUCUGGCUAUUGUGGUUGAAGGUGAACAUGAUGUUGUUGUGGUCUUUCCGAGUAUACUCCCGCGCAGACGAGUUCUGGAAGAGGUUUGGAGAGGUGCAAAGUCAUGUUUGUAUGAGCCAAAGUCGUAG
Aureobasidium melanogenum CBS 110374 is the source of this 618-nucleotide messenger RNA. RefSeq lists its product as uncharacterized. Gene Ontology annotation, biological process: GPI anchor biosynthetic process. NCBI's taxonomy places the organism in Eukaryota, Fungi, Ascomycota, Dothideomycetes, Dothideales, Saccotheciaceae. The transcript has 2 exons. Gene Ontology annotation, cellular component: glycosylphosphatidylinositol-N-acetylglucosaminyltransferase (GPI-GnT) complex. The record is from RefSeq and is a predicted model, not a curated record. The coding region runs from base 1 to 618 and encodes 205 amino acids.